UGCACGCUGUGUCCACUGCUCGCCGGUGUAGCAGGAUUAUCUCGGCGGCUAGGAGAGGGGACCACACCGUCGCUUGUAGCCGUUGGUCGGCUACCAAUAGCGGCAUCAAGUGGAGGAGAGAACCGUGAUGGCAUGUGGUUCACAGACGGUGUUAACGGUUAAUUUUCACAUGGAGAGAAACGGCACAGGGGAGCCAGUGUGAGCCCGAAGAUUAUGUCCGGAGCUGGCUCUGCUGCUGGGGAGAAAAGUUUGGAAGAAGGGAUACGCUCAAAUCAGCGGCGGUGAAAUGGCGGAGCGCAGCGGCUGCGAUGUCCUCAGCAUCCCGGUGCCCAUUCGCCGCGGCGGCUCGGAGUCCAACCUGGACGUGGUUGACGGUGUUGGGCACGACGGCGUGGGUCUGGAUUUCACCAAAGGAGCGCUGGGAAUCGACAGCCUGCAGCAGAAGAUCCUCAAGGUGACGGAGCAGAUUAAGGUGGAGCAGACGGCUCGGGACCAGAAUGUGGCCGAGUACCUGAAGCUUAUGAACAAUGCCGACAAGCAGCAGGUGUCGCGGAUACGGCAGGUGUUUGAAAAGAAGAACCAGAAGUCUGCGCAGACCAUCGGUCGGCUGCAGAGGAAGCUGGAGCAGUACCACCGCCGCAUGAAGGACAGCGAGACCAACGGGAAGCACAGCCAGAAAGACAGCGGCGGCAAGGAGUCCGGGACUCACAGCAAAGAGGGCAGCCUGCGGGACGUCAGCACCACCGGGCGCCACCAGGCGCUGGAUAAGGUGAAGACGGUCGGGCCCGGCGUGUCGCUCUCACCUCCAUUUUUCUUCAGCAAGCCGCGGGAGUUCGCCAACCUCAUCAGGAACAAGUUUGGCAGCGCUGACAACAUCGCUCACAUGAAAAGCUCUAUGGAAACGGGGUCAGGGCUGCAGGUGGAGGGCGGCGCGAGGGGUCUGAGUGGCAGCGCUACCACAGUAGCCAAGGCGACCAAGUACCAGAGCGACGAUGAGUGUUCCACCGGGACGUCUGCGUCAGCUGACUCCAACGGGAACCCGGCAGGAGGAUCGGGGGCGGGGUCAGGGGGGCCAGGGAGGUCGGACUCCAGCGGGCGCCUAGUGGAGGUGCUGGACAUGGUGCGGGACAUCAGGGAUGCUCAAGCGCAGCUGGCAGAGGACAUGGAGACUCUGAACACACAGUUUAAACGAGACUACAACUACUUCACGCAGGUGAUGCAGGAGGAGCGAUACAGGUAUGAGCGGUUGGAGGACCAGCUGAAUGACCUGACGGAGCUGCACCAGCACGAGACCAGCAAUCUGAAGCAGGAGCUGGCCAGCAUUGAGGAGAAGGUGGCCUACCAGGCCUAUGAGAGGGCCAGGGACAUACAGGAGGUGCUGGAGUCGUGCCAGACUCGCGUGUCGAAGCUCGAGCUCCAGCAGCAGCAGCAGCAGCAGACCAUCCAGCUGGAAGACACGGACGCCAAAGUGCUGCUGGGCAAGUGCAUCAACAUCAUGCUGGCCAUCGUCACCGUCAUCCUGGUGUGCGUGUCCACUGCGGCCAAGUUCACCGCCCCGCUGCUGCGCAGUCGCCUCCACUUGGCACUCACCUGUGUGGGCGUGUCCCUGCUAGCGCUGCUGUGGAAGAACUGGGAACAUUUGCAGUGCGCUUUGGAACGAUUGCUCCUCCCACACUGAGACCGGUGUGUCCAAAAUUUGGUGGGGAGGAAAUCAACAUGUAGCCUUACAUGAGCCGAUGAUUCUGGGCUCCACAGUGACUCGGUUUAAGGCUCUGAGCCUCACCUAGAACACGUAAGCUGACAUAAAUGCUCAAGACCUGAACUGAAACUCUCUGAAGGUGCACACAUGAAAACGUGGCUGCUCUGCUGCAGAUCUGCGGGGCCAACAAAAGAUAAAUCGGCUCAGCUGCUUUCAUCUGGUCACCAGGAGACUCUGGUGGCACCGGCAACACACAUACACUAAAGUCUAAAUAUAAAUGAGCGGGAUUACAUCAGGGCAUGGAAUAACACGUUAUUUUUUUCCUGUCCUUUAAAGGGAAGUGUUUCUGUUAGAGCACCACCUCCACACAAACUGGCAGUUAUGUCCAAUGGACCUGAUUUGAAUGUGCACACCAAGCUCGCUGUGACAAACACAAACACACAUCCACCUGAAGGUUCAUUCGCACCGCGCCUCUCUCUCGCUGCUGUUCUGUAUUUAUGUGAGGUUUCUUUAAUUUCAGCAUCUCCUUCAAAGCGACAGUUUGAAGUCUGGGAUUGCACAUUGUUUUAACCUGUUUUCUAUCAGUGUGUAAUUCUGUGUAUUCGUGUGCGUUGUGCACCUGCUCGUGUGUCUCUGUACUGUGUUUCUUCAAGGACCAGUUAGACAUUUUGGAAGAUAGGCUCAAGUCUGGAUGGUAGAUGUGCAGCUACAGCCUGGAGAGAUCAUUAAUGGAUGUGCUGUGAAAGAAUUACGCUCGCCUUCUGAGAAAUCUGCUGUAAGAAAUUAAAACCUUUAAGCUACAGCUGCAGUGAAAAGUGAUGCUCAAACCUGCUUUUAUCGCCCUCCUUCGUUUUUAUUGCCCAAAUCUGACCUCUCACAGGGACUCGCAGUAACUAAAUGAUUAUAAAUUUGAAAAAAUACUCCUAAUUAUGAGUUAAUUUAAUGAAUUAGCUUCAUGAUUCUGCUCACCUCAACUGCCUGCUUUUUUCCCUGAUCCAUAUUUUUUAUUGUGCAGUCUUCUGGUGUAUCUUUGAAUCCUCACAAUAAUCCUUAUUUAUCUCAAAGUCAAUCCUCGAUGCGGCCCCUCGGUCACGGUGCUUUCAGAAGCAGCAGCCGCUGCUCAGGAAACGACUUCAGGCAGUUAUUUUAAAGCCUGACCAGUCCAGUUUUGUCCAAAAUGAGCUUAAAAUGCUCACAUUCCUGCAAGUUAUGUUUUUAUUGGUGUUUUAGUCCAGAGCUCCGACCCGGCCCAGUCAACGUUUCCUGCCAGAGCGCUGAACAGAUUUCCUCACAGUUUUUGUUACAGAUGCAGUAAAACAAAAAAAAUUGUUUAAAAUGUGCACACAGCUUUAUCUUUACCACGAUAAUGAUCAGAUACACCUGUCAUUUACUGGGCAACAAAAUGAUGGCCUCUCUAACUCUUUCCACAUAAAGAUGACAUUCGACAAUCUCCACAUUUCCUGUAAUGACACAAAGUUUUGAUACAUCUGUAAUCAAUAAAGAGGCUGUUAGACAAUA
Messenger RNA from Oreochromis aureus, 3217 nucleotides. RefSeq names its product transmembrane and coiled-coil domain family 3 (gene tmcc3). The coding region runs from base 287 to 1678 and encodes 463 amino acids. Gene Ontology annotation, cellular component: endomembrane system. The record is from RefSeq and is a predicted model, not a curated record. Lineage: Eukaryota; Metazoa; Chordata; Actinopteri; Cichliformes; Cichlidae. The transcript has 5 exons.